AGAGUUUACAAAGGUCUAGGAUGACAUCUGGUGUGUUGACUGUGGCCAGUCUUAAAGCUAGUUUUUGCUAUUUGGAACGUGCUGCUGUAAUUCAGAUUUAAAGAGUUUCUUCCUGUUAAUUCGAAGCUCACUGUGCCUCUUGUUUCCGAGGGAAGAAGGACUGAUUAAGUCAUCUAAAUGGAUGCAAUACUGAGUUACAGGUCAGAAGAUACUGAAGAUUACUACACAUUACUGGGAUGUGAUGAACUAUCUUCGGUUGAACAAAUCCUGGCAGAAUUUAAAGUCAGAGCUCUGGAAUGUCACCCAGACAAGCAUCCUGAAAACCCCAAAGCUGUGGAGACUUUUCAGAAACUGCAGAAGGCAAAGGAGAUUCUGACCAAUGAAGAGAGUCGAGCCCGCUAUGACCACUGGCGAAGGAGCCAGAUGUCGAUGCCAUUCCAGCAGUGGGAAGCUUUGAAUGACUCAGUGAAGACGUCAAUGCAUUGGGCUGUCAGAGGUAAAAAAGACCUGAUGCUGGAAGAAUCUGACAAGACUCAUACCAACAAGAUUGAAAAUGAGCAAUGGAAUGAGCAAAGAGAAAGAAAGAAAGAGGAGCUGGCUUCAACCACAGAGAAAAUGGAGCAGAAAGAACCCAAGCCCCUGGAGAAGUCAGUCUCCCCGCAAAAUUCAGAUUCUUCAAGUUUUUCAGAUGUGAAUGGUUGGCACCUUCGUUUCCGCUGGUCCAAGGAUGCUCCCUCAGAACUCCUGAGGAAGUUCAGAAACUAUGAAAUAUGAAAUAUCUCUGCUUCAAAAAUGAGGAAGAGCAAGACUGUCCCCUAUGCUGCCAACAUGCAGUCUUUGUUUAUGUCUUAAAAAUGUCAUUUUUAUGUCAUGUCUGUGAAUUGCUGAGUACUAAUUGAUUCCUCCAUCCUUGAAUCAGUUCUUAUAAUGCUUUUUAAAUGAGAAAAAUUCAGAAGACGAAUUUCUUCCAAUAUUUGAAUAAAUUAAAGCUCUUAGAUACAGAGUAGAUUGUAUUAUAUGCUUUUUCCUAUUAAUACUACUUAUAGAAAUCCAUUAAAAAUCAAUCUCUGUACAGUGUAUUUAAAUAUUUCAUUGACAUACUGUGAUCUCUAUUAGUGAUGGAUGUAUAAAAAAUGUUUUCUUACCCUUGACUUACAAUGAGAUGUGAAAUUACUUGUCUGAACCCCGUGGAGAGAAAUAAAUAAUUUUCCCAAAGUU
Molecule: messenger RNA, 1218 nt
Organism: Symphalangus syndactylus (siamang)
Lineage: Eukaryota; Metazoa; Chordata; Mammalia; Primates; Hylobatidae
Gene: DNAJC12
Product: DnaJ heat shock protein family (Hsp40) member C12
Cellular component (GO): cytoplasm
Source: RefSeq, a predicted model, not a curated record